Molecule: messenger RNA, 1327 nt
Organism: Odontomachus brunneus
Lineage: Eukaryota; Metazoa; Arthropoda; Insecta; Hymenoptera; Formicidae
Gene: APC10
Product: anaphase-promoting complex subunit 10
Exons: 4
Coding region: 534-1109 (191 amino acids)
Biological process (GO): anaphase-promoting complex-dependent catabolic process; protein K11-linked ubiquitination
Cellular component (GO): anaphase-promoting complex
Source: RefSeq, a predicted model, not a curated record
CUAGCUUCACUCGUUGCUAUAGUAAACGCUAGGAAUGCUUAGUCUAUGUAUAUAUAUCGUUGAGACAACUUAAUUAAGGAGGUAUUUCUAUUAAAAAACAUUACUAUCUUCAAGGAUAUCAUCUACUUUCUUAAAGCCACCAGUCAAUCUCUUUAAUCGAGGAUGACAAGCUUGGCCAAAUUCUUUACCGGAGGAAUGGCGUUGGGGCAUAAGACAUGAAGUCUGAAGCCAUUUAUUGAGAGAGAGUGGAAACAUCGAAAAUCGCUGGGAGUUAGAAAUGGUUAUUGCAAUUUUUUAGAAAAUCAUGUAAUCUGUUGCAUGAUUUUUUUAGGAGUUGGUGGAGUUAAUUAAACUACAGGUUUUAAAAUCGGAAUCAGACUACGCAUUGAAGAUUAAAUUUCGACGAAUCAACGAACUUCGAUUUUGGCUUGCUUUGUUCCAAUUGGUCAAAUAAUAGUCUGAUUCCGGCUUAGAAGAAUCUCUUCAGAAGCCGAGACGACUCAAUGCCUGAGCAAACAUAACCUAACCUAACCAUGAGCAACAAGGCUAACGGCAGUGGUAAAUGUGAAAUAGAUCCCGUACAGGAACAAUUGGCUGGCAGAGUACGAGAAGUUGGAAAUUAUGCGAUCUGGAGUCUGUCCAGCUGUAAACCAGGGUUUGGAGUGGAUCAGCUGCGCGAUGAUAUUACAGAAACGUAUUGGCAGUCGGAUGGACAAUUGCCACAUUUAGUCAAUAUACAGUUUAAGAGAAAGACCACUAUCCGUGACAUAUGUAUCUAUACAGAUUACAAGCUGGAUGAGAGUUAUACUCCCAAUAGAAUAAGUAUCAGAGCUGGCACUAACUUCAACGACCUUCAAGAAGUAGAAGUAAUGGAUUUGAAUGAGCCAAGUGGUUGGGUAGUAAUUCCCAUUAAAAACAUCAAUGACCGCCCGAUUAGGACAUUUAUGAUACAGAUAGCAGUUAUUAGUAAUCAUCAAAAUGGCAGAGAUACUCAUAUGAGGCAGAUCAAGGUGCACAGUCCUGCUCAAGAUAUCCUCGGUCCACCAGCACCUUAUAUUCCUGGACAAUUUCUCACCAAUGAUUUCUUACGCUACGCCACUAUUAGAUAAGUUGCCUGUAACUCGGAAAUGGUUCAUUUUGUCCUUGAAUGUAACUGUUGAAGAUAAACUGAUCUCUAUAUUUAUGAAAGACGCUAUAGAUGAGGAGUUUCAAAACUUGCACAAACAUAACAAGAUCUGAAUUAGUAUUUAAACAUACUUACCGACAGAAUAUGUAUGAACCACUCGCAUGUAUAGAAAAACCAUAAACACGAUCCAUUUAGAACCAA